GCUUGAUUCCUCUUCAGGAUUAAGAGCAACGUCAGACGUUAAAGGAGCAGUUUCCUCAAAAUUCUCUUCGGGUUGACUCAUUCUUAAGAUUCUGAAAAAAAAAGGUGGUGAAUUUGAAUGGGAGUAGCUGGUUUCAAUACCAUCCAUCUUCUCCCUUCCGACUGACGUCGAAUACCAUCCUCUUUCCUUCCCUUCCAAAUUCACAGUGAAUCGUCCUCAAAGAACCAUCCUCAAUUUUAAAGCAGCGGAUUCAACAUGUUUCAACCAAGAGUUGUGUACGAUUAUCGGCAACCUGAAGAUGAUUCUUACGAGAAAGUCAACCAAGAAAUAACAAGUUGGAAUUUUAAAAUGUUUCUGCAUAUUUGCUGUCUUUUUCUCAUAUUUUUUCUCAGCGGAGUGCUGUCAGUAACCUUGAAUUACCAUAACAAACCAGAUCUAGUCGCAUGGUUCCAUUCUGUUAGCUAUAUUGUAUGGUUGAUAUCUUUUAUUAAUUUGCAAAUCCAAGACGUUUCUUCAGACUUAGUACCAAGGAAAGAAAAGGAAAAGCACUAUAGAAAACAGCAAUUAUCAGGCGCAGGAACCAAUGGCCCUUCAAAUCCUCAACCUCAAGAAGGCCAGUCUUUACCGGAAUACACUGAGACGAUAGGGCAAAGCGACUCACAGUCCCACUAUGCGACUCAAACGUAAUUACCCUUUCUUCUACUUGUAAGGCUAGCAACCGCGUCUUCUGUUUGUUUCCAAAUACGGUCCACUGUACAUUAAUCAGGUUCUCCCGUAUAGUACAGAUGUUUGGUUGGAAACCACUGGACCAAAGGGAGUUCCCGUUAGUUUGUAAUGGAUCUUCUACCUGUUUUGCAUGAGUGCACCUUCACAACAUUUGUCCUCAACACUCAAUAAGAACUCAUCCGAAGAUUAGUAUUUAUCCUGCUAUCAAAUCCACAAACCUUAGACUUAUAAUUUUUCUACUAAUAUUAAUAUAUUUCCAAUUUUGUUGAAUCUAUUGAAAUGCUAUCCACUACUAUUUAUCAGCGUUACCCGUGUUACC
This is a messenger RNA of Schizosaccharomyces cryophilus OY26, 1045 nucleotides long. RefSeq lists its product as uncharacterized. Lineage: Eukaryota; Fungi; Ascomycota; Schizosaccharomycetes; Schizosaccharomycetales; Schizosaccharomycetaceae. The transcript has a single exon. The coding region runs from base 256 to 687 and encodes 143 amino acids. The record is from RefSeq and is a predicted model, not a curated record.